Messenger RNA from Triticum turgidum subsp. durum (durum wheat), 393 nucleotides. NCBI's taxonomy places the organism in Eukaryota, Viridiplantae, Streptophyta, Magnoliopsida, Poales, Poaceae. The record is from the annotation of a GenBank genome assembly.
AUGGAGUGGAGCUUCCUCUGCUCGAGAUGCCAUGGAUCUUGUUCUCGUCAAGGUCCUUCUUCCUCCAGCACAAGGAAAAGCAGAAGCAUCCGCCGCAUCAAGGAAACUUCGAUAGGGAGAUCCAUACUACGGAGAAGGUACUACGGAACCCGAAGAAGGUACUACGGAUCCUCUUCAUCUAUGGAGCCCGAAGAAGGUACUACGGAGAAGGUACUACGGAUCUUCCUCUGCAGGGCCGGCAACUUCUACUACCCGCCCGAAUGGAGCCUGAAGAAGGGUGGGCUGAACAAGUUCCAUGGCCAACAUGCCCUCCGGGAGCGGGCGAGGAAGCUGGACCAGGGCAUGCUGAUCAUAAGGUCUGGUUCCUGUGAUAUUACAUGCUUUCGUAUAUGA